AGGAGGACGUAGUCAAUGCUUCGCUCGCGUCAAACGUUGUAUUUGUUAACUAGUUUAGUCUGCAACGCGACGUCGAGUCGUUAGGUCGUGUGACGUGUCUGUGUGCAGUUAGCUCGAUUUAGCAAUUUAUUAUUUAUUUGUACCUAUCUUGUUGCAUUCCUGUUUUUUAUUUCUUUGUAUAUUUAGUAAAUUAAUAAUUAUAUCAUUUAAUUUAAUAACCUAGUUAAUUCUUCAUGAACUGUGAUUGUGUUUUGAACUGGUAUAAAACGGUGUGAUACAACAACGUAUGCGACGGGUAGAAAUGAGCGGAUUGACCAUAAGAGUAAAAAGGGGAUCGAGGGGUAGUGCUACUCUCUUGGAAGCAGCGAACAGAAUUCUUAAGCUUCUUGGUGUCAGUUCUACAAAACGCGGGAAACAAUCCUCUCCCAAAUCAAAGUCUAACGGCCGAGCCGGUAGUGAGGUGCGUGCACCCAUAGCCACAACAGAGUUCGUCGCCGAUUCGCCAACUAAAAUGCAAGCGUCCCAGGCUGCCGCAGCGCCUGUGCCUACUCCUACUUCUACACAUGCUUCCAGCCAGUGUCACAGGCAUACGAAACGAACUGCUAAGGAUUAUAUAUUUGGGAAACUUAUCGGCGAUGGUUGCUAUAGUACCGUUUUCUUAGCAAAAGAUAUACACACUGGGAAGGAGUAUGCAAUUAAAGUGUGUGAAAAGAGUCACAUAGUACGUCACCAAAAAGUUCAAUACAUAAAACGUGAGAAGGAUGCCUUGAACAUGUUAUUUAAUGUGCCUCACGGUUUUGUCAAACUAUAUUGCACAUUUCAAGAUGAUGAAAGAUUGUACUUCGUUUUAUCUUAUGCUAAAAAUGGAGAACUAUUACAUUACAUUAAUAAAGUAGGAUCAUUCGAAUUAAAUGUAGCAAAAUACUAUGCCGCUGAACUAUUGUUAGCCUUGGAAAAGAUGCAUGCUAAAGGAAUUAUACAUCGUGAUUUGAAACCUGAAAAUAUAUUAUUAGAUGAAAAUAUGCAUCUUCAAAUAGCUGACUUUGGUACAGUUAAGAUUCUUGAUCCAGAAAAGAUUAGGGGUCCAUCAUACAAUUCAACAGAUAACGUCGAGGAACCUACGGAAAAUUCUGAUGAUCAAACAAAUGACCGUUCAAGGAAAAUAAGUUUUGUUGGAACAGCACAAUAUGUGAGCCCAGACCUUUUACAAAAUAGAAUUGAUACACGCGCUUCUGAUUUAUGGGCGUUGGGGUGUAUUAUUUACCAGAUGAUAUCAGGAUUGCCUCCAUUCCGAGCCUCCACGGAAUUUCUGACUUUCCAAAAGAUAUUAAAAAUGGAUUAUGAAUUUCCUGAAGGGUUUCCCGCUGACGCAAAGGACUUAGUUGAAAAGCUUUUGGUUUUAGAUCAUACUAAAAGACUUGGAGCUAGUGAUAAAGGUGUCACAUACGAAAGUAUUCGUAAACAUCCAUUUUUCGAUGGUAUUGACUGGGAUGACAUUUGGGAACAAACACCACCAACCAUUUGUCCAUAUUUGCCAGGAGGAUCUUUCGAAGAAGAAUAUACUGUACCGGAUCAUUUAGAACCAGGAUUAGGCAAAAACCAAUUAGUACGUUUGUGGGAAUUUGACCUAUCAACCUCUAGAGGUAUUCUAAAUAUAAGCCCUGAUGAAAGACGUCGUCGUCUUGAAGUACAAGCUCGGGAAAAUAAGUGGCAUCAGUUUGUGGACGGAGAGUUGAUUUUAAAGCAAGGAUUAGUAGAAAAAAGAAAAGGUCUUUUUGCAAGGCGCCGAAUGUUAUUAUUAACUACCGGACCACGACUUUUCUACGUAGACCCAGUCAAUAUGGUUCUAAAAGGCGAAAUCCCUUGGUCUCCAGAACUACGCGUCGAGGCAAAGAACUUUAGAAUAUUUUUAAUUCACACGCCUAAUCGUACGUAUUAUUUAGAAGACCCACAAUCUUACGCUUUAGAGUGGACACGAGUAAUCGACGAAGUGCGUAUAGGCACAUAUGGACGAGAUACGACUUAAGAGAGAGGCGAGUUGGCUGCCUCGAGUCGCGCCCGGGCCGGGCCGCGCGCCCGCACCCUUUCGCUCUCCGCACGGCGAGUGCACACUUUUAGGAUAUAACUAGCCUUCAUUUCGAGCACGAAAUCAUCCUGAGAACCUUUCGUAACAGUUCGUGAUUGGCGUCCUGAAAGUAGCAGCAAUCCUUUAAGUAUGCAACGGCCACGGCAGGCGAGCGCCGCAACAGCGGGCGGCGCCACAUAUGUUCCCAAGCGUACGAUUACUCGCCCACGCCGGAAACUCUGAACAAGGAGGAGGACAAGAGAAGAUGACUUGCAAACACCCUUGAGUGUCGAAGCUGAAUGACUGAUUCCUAUUAGAAAUCCUGACUAUCAUAAAUUUAUCAAAAUUAUCUAUCUUAGGUUUCUUAUUUAAAUAUGAUAUCAGUGGUGAUUUGUAAAUAUUUGUCGUAAAUUAUUAUCGCAAUUUUUUAGAUUUAAUGUAUAAUGUAUAGGCCAUAAUUGAGGCCUCAUGUAAGAAUGGACUUGUUAUUCGCCACCCGCGUGUUCACUAAGCCCAUUCCAGUUGGUAACUAGGCAAUUUGUAGCUAAAUUAAUAAUUAUUUAUUUAUUUAAUUAUUUGCCAACGGAAUGUGACUGUUGUACAGUAAACUAGUAACUGUAGGAAAUUGGUUGAUUUCUAUAUUAAUAGUUGUGUAUGCUAGCAACGACAACUGUUCUGAAUAGCUUUAAGUUGUUGAUGGUAAUUGGCGGUACCUAUAAAAAUGGAAGCGACCGAAAGAAGGAAGGAUAGCUUCUUAGGAAUAAUUAAACUGGGCAAAGGAUAUGAGACUGAUAGCAUUAGAAAUUAUAACACUCUGGUCUCUGCUUUUGUCUAGUAUUGCCUGCUCUCCAAUUAUACUAUUGUUGAGAGCGCCAGUGCUGAUCUUGACAUGCAUUUCAUGCAUAUUUUGCACUAUAAUCCUAUUUUGCAAAGUAUACUGAUGAAGCCACCGCGGCAUUAAAACCAUGUUGAAGUAUGGUACCAUGAUUUUUAUGAUUUUCAAUAAUAAUUAAUUUAAUAAAAUUAUAGAAUUAUGUUAUGGUGGAGUACUUGUUAAUUUGGAUUUAAUUUAAUUAAAUAAGAAUUGGAUAUGUUCAAUGUCAUGGCUUUGAUUAUUUUGAUUAUUAUUUUAUUAAACAUGCCUUAGCUUGCCUGGGCCAAAUUAGAAUAAUAUUAUUUGGAUGAAAUCCAAUCAAAUCUUGAAAUAGAAAUUAUAUUAGACACUCUUUCUUCAAUAACCCAAUGAUUAUUGAUAAAAUUCAACUUUUCCAUGACAUUGUGAAUGCAUAAAAUAAUAUUAAAGCUGCAUUUAAAACCUAAUUGCUGUUAACUAUUCUAGUUAAAAUUUGUAUUGCGUAAAUUCCAAGUAACAGAAUAAGAAAGUGAAUUAAAGUUGAUUUUUAAAAUA
Messenger RNA from Colias croceus (clouded yellow), 3473 nucleotides. It is a transcript of the gene Pdk1, whose product is annotated as 3-phosphoinositide-dependent protein kinase 1. Gene Ontology annotation, biological process: intracellular signal transduction; peptidyl-serine phosphorylation. The record is from RefSeq and is a predicted model, not a curated record. The coding region runs from base 287 to 2026 and encodes 579 amino acids. Gene Ontology annotation, molecular function: ATP binding; protein serine/threonine kinase activity. The transcript is spliced from 5 exons. Lineage: Eukaryota; Metazoa; Arthropoda; Insecta; Lepidoptera; Pieridae.